Molecule: messenger RNA, 1236 nt
Organism: Ilex paraguariensis (yerba mate)
Lineage: Eukaryota; Viridiplantae; Streptophyta; Magnoliopsida; Aquifoliales; Aquifoliaceae
Source: the annotation of a GenBank genome assembly
AUGUCGCAUAGCAGUACGCAGAGCAGUGGAAGCGGACCAGACUUCCACCUACCGGACGAGAUACUGUUGGUGAUCCCUACUGACCCGUACGAUCAGUUGGAUCUAGCUAGGAAGAUAACGUCAAUGGCGAUUGCGUCGCGCGUCUCCAAAUUGGAGUCCGAGAUGGGGAGGCUGAGGCAACAACUACACGACAAAGACAGCGUAAUUGUGGAGCUCCAAGACAAGGUUUCGCGACUCGAACGAGCAUAUCACGAGGCAGAAUUGGGCUUAAAGAUCACUCGUGAGGAUAACAUGAAGCUCUCGAAGGAGCGACAUUCGUUGGCCAUUACGGCGAACAAACUAAGCCGUGAUUUGUCAAAGUUGGAGACUUUCAAGAGACAGUUGAUGCAGUCGUUAAAUGAUGAUAAUGUGCCUCAAGCUGAAACAGUGGAUAUAGGAAUAUAUGAUCAUUCAGUUCCCAAAGCCCAUCCUGUGAAGGAGGAGGCGGCAAAUGGCUACAUGACACAACAUUCAUUUAGCGGCUCCACAGAUAGUGCAAACAUCACUGAUAAUGUGUCAAAGCAAGCUGAUCAACGAUUUUCUAUGACUCCUUACAUAACACCCCGCCUCACUCCAACGGGAACUCCAAAAAUAAUUUCCACGAGUGUGUCCCCCAGAAGGUAUUUGGCUGCUGGAUCUCCUCAGAAAAGCUCUGCUACCACUUCUCCAAGAAAAAAUCAAUAUGAAGGAUUGGGUACACUGUCUUCAUGGUACCCGUCAAGCCAGCAGUCAUCAGCAGCAAACUCUCCUCCACAUGGACGCCCAAUGCCAGCUCGUACUCCUAGAAUUGAUGGAAAGGAGUUCUUCCGCCAAGCCAGGAGUCGUCUAUCGUACGAGCAGUUCAGUGCAUUUCUAGCUAACAUAAAGGAAUUAAAUGCUCAAAAACAAUCUCGCGAGGAAACUUUGCGUAAAGCAGAAGAUAUUUUUGGGAUGGAUAACAAAGAUCUGUACUUAUCAUUCCAGGGAUUGCUUAAUCGCAACAUAAAUUAAGGGUAGUGUUGCUGGGAAUGGUGUGCAAUAAUAGAUUUGUCUAUCCAUCUGCCAGCAGUUGUCCCUCAAAUUUUGAGCUUGUUCUGUUUUGUCUUUUCCUUGUUUCUUCAUCUUUUACAAAGUAUAUUGUGGCAAAUUACCACAGCCUUUUAAAAACAGUAUCAUUCUAAGUCAAACUCAAAUCUAGUCGCUUUGGGUGGAUUGCCC